ACCAUCUCUCCAUCCAAACAAACAAACAAACGGUAAACGAUAAUGACUUCCACAUCUGCUACAAUGGCUUCUUUCGCCUCUUCCUCUGCUCAUUUUUUGGGUUCCAAAGUUUCCAUCAAGGAACAAACUUUCUUGCCAAAACGUGUCCAUUUCCGGCAACUUCGUAUCUCCGCCGCUUGUUCAUCGACGGCCGAGAGACCGGUUUCCCACAUUGAUUGUCCGUCGUCACUGUACGAGGUACUGGGGAUUCCGAUGGGUGCCACGUGUGAAGAAAUCAAGGCUGCUUACCGGAGCCUGGCUCGGGUUCUACACCCGGAUGUCUCGGGUAAUGGUCGAAACGACGCGGCGGGUCUCAAUUUUGUGGUUACACGAAGCGAGUGGGAAACCGAUCAAUGUUGGUGAUACUUGGGAUGAAGUAUGGAAUUCAGAGAUGGGUUUAGGCAAAUUUUCAUUCUUUUAGGCUUUUUGGAAUGACUAAUUUUCUGCUAAUUUUGGCUGUAAAUACUGAAUAUAAAUAUAUAGGAACUAAAACAGGCAGCUUAUUUUCAUAGCCUGAGGUUAUAAAGGUUGGAUUUUUGUGAUAUGAUUUUAGUCUUCUGUUUC
Molecule: messenger RNA, 603 nt
Organism: Hibiscus syriacus
Lineage: Eukaryota; Viridiplantae; Streptophyta; Magnoliopsida; Malvales; Malvaceae
Product: chaperone protein dnaJ 11, chloroplastic-like
Exons: 1
Coding region: 43-402 (119 amino acids)
Source: RefSeq, a predicted model, not a curated record